Conger conger (European conger) is the source of this 3766-nucleotide messenger RNA. RefSeq names its product outer dense fiber protein 2-like. Bases 380 to 2725 code for a protein of 781 amino acids. Gene Ontology annotation, biological process: regulation of cilium assembly. The record is from RefSeq and is a predicted model, not a curated record. Gene Ontology annotation, cellular component: centrosome. The transcript is spliced from 18 exons. Lineage: Eukaryota; Metazoa; Chordata; Actinopteri; Anguilliformes; Congridae.
AAAGAACGGAUAAUGCUAGUCACUUCCUGCAAUCACAAGUCAACAGCCAUUAAAUGCAUUUGAAUGAGCCAAUCGGAUACAAGGAAUGAGCGUACCACAAGAGAUGGCUUAUCAAGAGACGCGAAAAGGAACAACACGGUAGCUUGCUGGAUAAAUACGCUGGCGAAUGAACGGAAAAUAUAAAGUUCAUAUUUGACUGCAAAUGGUAAAAAGAAACGAUUGAGAAGAUAGUGUGCAAUAGCCUGGUGUGUCACAAUUAUAUUCUUAGGGAAAAUUAAUUAAUACACCCUCCUCAUCGCCACCUCUACACGUGCAUGUACCAGAGAGCACAUCAGUGCAUGUGCACCUGAAGAAGGGCCAGAAAACGAAAGAGGCAAAGAUGAAAGGUGACACAGGAAAUCACAGAACCUCCGUUAGGAGGAAAGAAAGGGUGCCCUGGAUACCUCCUGGGAAGGGCUCGACACGUGACGCCCUGUACAAGUGGGAGGGGCCGACACACCGCCUAGAGAUGAGGCCUGCUCCAGAGCCUGAUCUUUCUCAGUCUGGGCUGCGAUUGGCUGACCUCUCCAGUGAUGAAGAGGAAGCACUGCAAGGCCGCAUCCACCAGUAUGAGAGGAAGAUUGACAGCCUUAUGACUGAGGUUGGCUCCCUGAAGAAUGAGGUGGAAUUGAGGAAAAAGGAACAGCAGCUGAGUGCCUCCCAGCGUGUAAUCCAGGAACAGGAGGAUGAACUGGUGGAAUUCACCAAAGAGCUGGUGGUGACUGAACACGAGAACACCCGCCUCCGCCACUCUAUUGAGAAGAUGCGGGAAGAGACAGAUUUAACCAGGCAGGAGACGGAAACACUGCUGCAGCAGAAGGACUUGCUGCUCAGGAAGCUGGUGGAGGCGGAGGUGGAUGGUGCCGCAGCCGCCAAGCAAGUGUCGGCCCUGAAAGAGACCGUGGGGAAAAUAAAGACUGAGAAGCGGAUGUCGGGGGCAGACUCGGCCCUGCUGGGCAGGCAGAAGGACCAGCUGAUGCAGAAACUGGAGACUUUCGAGGGCACAAACCGCACUCUGCGUCGUCUUCUGAGGGACUACCACGGUCAGGAGACCGAUCUUGUAAGGCUGUGGGAGCAGAGAGACGUGCUGAUGAAGAAUCUGGCCGACGCUGAGACAGAGAAGGUGAACCUUCUGGUGAAACUCCAAGACCGAGAGAAGGUGGUCAGUCAGCUCGCUGUCCUUUUGGAGACUGAGAGGGAGAACAUGAAGACCACCACAGAGCUUUCUAAAGCACUGGAGUCCACCCGUGCUCAUCUCCAGGGCCGGCUACGUAAAAAGGAGGCAGAGAAUAACCGACAUAGCGUCCAGAUCAAAAGCCUAGAAAAGACAGUCAGUCAGCAGCAGGAAAAGGUGGAGAAGCUGAAGAAGGAGCUGACGGAGGUGCAGGAGAGUUUGGACGCAGAGAAAGACGCCCUGCAGCAGGAGGUGCAGAUGCAGAAGCAGCGGGCAGAGCGCAGCGAGGGCACAGCCAGGCAUCUUAACACACAGCUUCUGGAGAAGGAGACAGAGCUGGCAGAUGCCCUGGCUGCAGUGGAAAGCUGGCGUGGUCGUCACUCCCAGGAGGUGAAGGAAAAGAGCCAACUGGAGGUUGAGAUUACUGUUCUCAGCAACCAGGUGACCUCCCUGACCGAUCAGCUGCACAGCGUGGAGGGCAAGGCCCGGGCUGAGACCGAGGGCCUGCUGGAGCGGCUCCAUCACCUCACAUCCGAGAGCGCAGCCACCAGGCUGGAGAACCAGAGGCUUAAGGCUACUCAGUCAAGCAUGGAGGAAAAGCAGGGCUUAUCCCAGUCAGAGGUGGAGCAGCUGAAGUCCUCAGUGAAGCAGUAUGAUAACUUGGUGGACAGCUAUAAAAGCCAGCUGCAUACGGCGCGUGUGGAGGUGGAUGAGUACCGGCUGAAGCUGGAGCUGGCGGAGAAGGAGGCGCAGGAGGUGCGUGUGGAGCUGGACCGGGAGGUGGAGGUGGUGCGGAGGCAGCUGCUGGGGAGGCUGGCGGAGCUGGAGCCCCUGCCCGAGCUGCUGAAGCGCACGGAGCAGCAGCUGUGGGAGGCGGAGGAGCAGCUGCACGAGCAGGAGAAGAGGAGCAGCGAGCAGAGCAGCGGCCUCACCGAACUGCGCCUGAAGGUGGAGCAGCAGGGCUGCCGGAUGGAUGCUGUUCGAGAGAAGAACCUGUUACUGCUGGAGGAGAAUAAACACUUGAAGCAGAGGGUGGAGAAUCUAGAAAGGAAGCUGGAGGAGACCAACUCCCAGAACCGAGAACUGGUUCAGGUGAUCGCCAAGCGGGAGGACACCAUCCACAGCAGCCAGCUGCACCUGCAGGAGAAGUCCCAGGAGUGCAGUGUGCUGACACACAGGCUGGAGGACGCCCUGCUUGAUGCCCAGCUGCAGCUAGAUCAGACCCGGGACCGGACAGUCUCCAAGGAACGGUUAGCCCAGUCUAAAGUUGUAGACCUGGAGGCCCAGCUGAGUCGCACCCAAGCCGAGCUCAACCAGCUACGUCGCAACAAAGAGGAUAUUGAGCGUCGACACCAGACCCGGCUGCAAGAUAUGAAGGAUCGCCUGGGGCAAUCUGACAGCACCAACCGAAGCCUGCAGAACUACGUGGAGUUCCUUAAGGCCUCUUACGCCAAUGUUUUCCGUGACUCCGCAUUGGGAAGCUCCAUUCUGCGGCCCUUGUCCCCCCUUUGAUCGGACGCUUCCUUUUACCAUUUAUCCACUUGUGGAACCUCAUCUGCACCCUGUCUUCCUUUUUCUUCCGUUUAUUGUUGCUCACACACUUGUUACAGUCAUUCAAAAUAUAUAAUGUAUUCUAUUACAGCAUUGCCAGUACAUACUCAGACGUAUACAUAUGAAUUCAGAGGCUGCUGGGCACCUGUCCAUCAAGGCACUGUUUUAGUGCAUGCAUGGGCCCCACAGUAUGGUUUUGGAUUCGGACCAUCCCUAUGCCAAUGCAAGGUGCUAACAUUGCUGGGUGCUAACAUUGCCCAGGGAAGGGAAGGUUUCAGUAAACUGGGAUUGCACCAUAUCAUUGCUCACUAGUGACUCCCCACUGGUCGAUUGGGUAUCUGUGGACUGCUCAUGAAGCGUCUUCCUCCAACUCAUGUCUGUAAGCCGAACUUGGAGACUGCCGUUUAAGUGAUGGCUGGUAUUGCAUGCUAUGGAGGAGAGUAUAUGUUUGCGUGCUCUCGUUAAUUAAUCUGCACUGAGCACUGCCAAUGAGAUGUGAUUGUGCAUUGCAAAUUUUGAGAAGGGGAAAAGUAUUUUUAAAAAGUGAGCUUGACGGGAGACCUGCAAGAUUGAAGUCCAUUUCCCUUCCCUUGGUCUUUGUCAAAAUACUUCAUCCAACCAAAGAUUUUUUUCAUGCAACUCAAUGUUACAUUCCAGUCCUUUACCUAUCUGCUUGGCGAUCUUUAAAAACAAAACCUAUAAUAUUCUAUUAUCACAAACUUGUCCAUGGGGCUUUUUCUGUCAUUUGCUGCUAGAACAUGAUCCAUUUUAAUUGUGAUGCCAGUAAUUGGGUAAUUCAGCUUAUUGUUCUUAAUCUUUGCUAGUCAUUUUUAGUUUUUACUGAACAAUGAAUGCAAUGUUGAUGCAAAAUUUCAAAAGGCUUUCAAAUUAUUCUUAUUUUAUAAUAUUUUAUUAUGGCAUCAAUGCAAUUUACACUGUUAUGAAUGUGACAGAAUGUAUACAAGGAUGUAUAAUAAUAAAGCCUUCAUUCAAAAUGUGCAA